Bradysia coprophila is the source of this 1493-nucleotide messenger RNA. RefSeq names its product alanine--glyoxylate aminotransferase-like. NCBI's taxonomy places the organism in Eukaryota, Metazoa, Arthropoda, Insecta, Diptera, Sciaridae. The record is from RefSeq and is a predicted model, not a curated record. Gene Ontology annotation, molecular function: L-alanine:glyoxylate transaminase activity; L-serine:pyruvate transaminase activity. Gene Ontology annotation, cellular component: peroxisome.
UUAUUUUGACUGAAAAUUUCGUAUUUUACCGAAGCAAAUUAUCUGAAGAAAUUCUUAUUUUUGGCUUUGAGUUCAAGUUUAAGUUCAAUUGAUUUUAGUGUACCGUCGACAUUUCGAUCUAAAUGGAAGCAAACAUGUUUUCUGUUGCAAAGAAAUUUGCUGAGGCAUCGACUAAAUCGCCUGAUACCACUGCUGUUCCACAAACAACAAGUGUGCCGGUACCAUCUUGUCUACUUCGUCCCAUUGCAACGAAACCCACCUUUUUAAUGGGAACCGGUCCGACAAAUUUCUCACAAAGAGUCAGUGAGGCUCUUUGUAAGCCUUUGAUGGGACUUUACAUGGACGAAACGCAUUACAUAAUGGACGAAAUCAAGGAAGGACUUAGAUACAUCUUUCAGACCAAAAAUUCGGUUACAUAUUGCUCCAGCUGCUCUGGAAAUGGGGGCAUUGAGUCGGUACUCUUCAAUUUAGUUGAAGAAGGCGAUGUUGUCUUGUUCGGUGUUACUGGUGAUUUUGGUCGUCGAGCUGUAAAUAUCGGUAGGCUUCUAGGUGCCGAUGUGCGGGUUCUUGAAGCUACUUUAGGGACAGUCCUUAAGUACGAACAGAUUCGAGGCCACGUAGAACUAUAUCGACCAAAAAUAUUAUAUCUCGUGCAUGGAGAAUCAUCCUGUGGAGUACUGCAGUCACUUGUUGGCUUAGGAGAUUUGUGUCGAAGGUAUGAUUGUCUGUUGGUAAUAGAUGCUGUAAGUACCGCAGGUGCUGUUGAAUUUCUGGUCGAUGAAUGGAAAAUAGAUGCAGCGUUUGCUGCGUCGCAAAAAGUAUUGGGUGCACCUGCAGGCCUUGCACCAAUAACUCUGAGCGAAAGAGCAAUGCAAAAAAUUCAUAAUCGUAAAACUCCGGUAAAAUCAUACUAUUGGGACGCUGUUUUGUUGAGCAGUAAGUGGGGAUGUCAGGGGGAAUCACGGAUGAAGCACCAUACAGUGUCGUUGAUGGUUUUGUAUGGUUUGCGAGAAUCAUUAGCGGAAAUUUGUGAACAAGGCCUAGAAUCAUUCAGAAAUCGUCAUUCCGAAAAUGCAAUAAGACUGCAAAAAGGCCUACAAAGUAUGGGGCUGGAAUUAUUCGUGCAAAACCCCGAAGAACGUUUACCAACAAUAACUGCUGUUCGAAUUCCAUAUGGAGUUAAUUGGAACAAAGUUUCCGAUUAUUUACUAGAGAGCUUCUCACUGGAAGUUUCAUCUGGUUUCGGUCGCACUGAAGACAUGAUAUUCCGUAUCGGUUUAAUGAAUUCUAAUGCAACUUACCGAAGAGUCGAUUACGUUUUGAAUGCACUUAGAGAAGCGUUACGAGUCACAUGCAAUUAUGCUCCACCGACAGGUUCUGUUUACUACUAAGGACAACAAAAGCUUUCGAUUUAUUCAGCCGGUUGGCUGAGAAUGCUGAAUUAGAAUAUUUUGCAGUUUUCUUGGGUUUUUGUAUUAAAAUGCACCUCAACU